UGUAUGAUAGUGGCAGAGUAGAAGGAAAGCAUGGCUGCCAAAUAUGCUAUAGUCUUAACACUGAUUAGUUUUUGUUCUCCAUGCGUGGCGGCGGAGUGGACACGCGAGAUUCAAGAGAAGCUGGUCAAUGUGAGAAGUGUCACAUUUCUAGUAACUGUUAAUGACACGUGGGAUCCUAAUGGAUGCAUUGCAACGGUAAAAACACCUCCUCUAAAACCGAAUGUCAAAUACAACCAUACGGAGCAGAUUCAUGUUGGAAGCUGUGAUCACGGUCCAUUGGAUUUUCGGGUUUCGUCUCUCAACGACAGUGUGAAUGCUAUGACUGUUGACUUAGUGUUCCACUCCUCCGUAGUAGAAGAUGCUGAUCCCCCUGCCUGUAGUAUUGGAUGGAACGGUACCUACCUCGUUCCCCGGGCUUCAAAUAUACCAGACCAGUCCCUGCUCCCGGGCUGUAUGACUGGUGACUCCAGGGAGGGCUAUCACAUGACUUACUACUGGUUCCAUAUUUUGGAGUGGUCUUUUUAGUGAUUUUGUUUUGAAUAAACAUACUGUAA
Messenger RNA from Mizuhopecten yessoensis (Yesso scallop), 554 nucleotides. RefSeq lists its product as uncharacterized. The coding region runs from base 31 to 525 and encodes 164 amino acids. The transcript is spliced from 3 exons. NCBI's taxonomy places the organism in Eukaryota, Metazoa, Mollusca, Bivalvia, Pectinida, Pectinidae. The record is from RefSeq and is a predicted model, not a curated record.